AUGCCAGAAGCCGAGUGGAACGACGAACGCACUAGGCUUGUCUGUGAACUCUUUGAAGAACAAGUUCGGGCUGGGAACAGGCCAAACACGCAUCUGAACAACAUUGGUUACCGCCAAGUUGCGGCUAAGUUUCAGCAGAGGACACAGCUUCUCUAUACAAAAUUGCAGCUUAAGAACAAAUGGGACAAGUUUAAGAAUGACUACAUCACUUGGAAGAAGUUGCUUGUAGUGGGGAAGGGUUUACCCUGGGACACAGCGAAGGGGACAUUUGAUGUUGCGGACGAAGAAUGGUGGAAGAAGAUCAAUAAGGAGCUGCCGGGUGCAAGGAAAUUUCGACAUGGUGGUCUACUACAUGAGGAUAAGUUGAAAGUAAUGUUCGAUUACAUCACCAGUAAUGGUGUGGAUCCUUCACCACCUGCUCCAGAAAGCCCGAAGAAUGGGGUGGAUCAUUCGCCACCGGCCGCAACUGGUUUGCCAUCUGCUCCAGACUGCCCCCUCAAUGGAGCGGAGCAUUCGCCAGUGACUGCACAUGGGUUGCCAUCUGGUGCAGACAGCCACAUGAAUGGCACAGAUCAUUUGCCACAUGUUCAAGAAAUCCCCAUGAAUGGUGUGAACCUCAAUGGAUCAGACAACAGCACUGAAGAUAAUCUUGACACUCAUCAAGAGCCUGUGUUUCAGUAUCCAUCAAACAGGAAGAAGAUACCGAUUCGUUUCAGUGCUGCAAAGAAGAAGAAAAACAAGUCCGAAACUGCUCUGCUCAUGCAAGCUCAUUUGUACCGCAUAGCUGAGCUGGCUCAGAAAGCACAGGACACUUUCGAAAAGUUCAGCUCCCAAGCUGACUCGGCGCCAUGGCCUAGCAUCCAGGAUGUUAUGACACUGGUCCGGGAGUGCGGAGCACGGUGUGGGAGCAAUGAGCAUUUCAUCGCAACUGAACUGUUUGUCAGUAGAGAACAGAGGGAGAUGUUCCUGACCAUGGAAACGGCCGAGGAACGGUUCCAGUGGCUUAGAAGAAAGUACAUCGUCAAGUAUUUGUCAGCUAUCCUCUGGUUUCUCCUGUUCCUGUGUAGCAAUUAUCUUUCGGACGCAAGGAGGACUGCCACACACUACAAGGGGUAUCUAUUCUAUUUUGUGGAUAAGGAUAAUAAUCAGCAAUACCCUGAUCCAAAGGGGUUACUCCGCUUCAGCCUCGUUGACGAAACAUUUGGUGUCACUCCGUUGCCCCCCUGCCUAUAUGAUAUGGUCGAAGAUGAAGGUGAAGAAGUUUAUCUUAAUGAGCUUGGCGGGGAGCUAUGCGCUACUCUCUUUUUAAAGUGUAUGCAACAAGUACUGAUAUUCAUGACAAGUGAUGCUCUGAAUCCUGAUUGGAGUUGUCGUUACGGAAUAGAUCUGCGAGACAGAUUCUAUCCAUUGGCCUUGCUUGCCAGUGGUAGAAUUCUUAUGCGAGGAGCUACAACUAGAUCGAUUGAUCAAAGGGUAUUAAUCUUCCUUUUGCAGAUUCUUCCGAGAGACUUGCGAGAUAAUCUGCAGAAUGAACCUAGAAAGGACCAACUGCUGGAGGUCAUUCUGGAUUUGGGGAGACGACCAGAGGCACGUUUCCUUGGUGACUCUGGUGGCCAAUAUCUACGGGACAGUGAGAUCUCACAGAAAGAGUUGGAGGAUGCUCAGAAGGCUGUAGGAGAGUUUGGAGGUGACAACCGUGCAGGAAUUGAAGGUACUUUACAUAGGAUAUCUGCUAUAAGGAGCAGGAAAGGAAUGGUUGUUGGUUUGACCUGUCGAGUUGGCCGAGCUGUUACCGGGCAUGUUGACAUGGUCCGUGAUCUCCUAAAUUACAAAGAAAGUAUUCUAUUUUUGGGAAGGCCUGGGGUAGGCAAGACUACUGUUAUGCGUGAGAUUGGACGUGUUUUAGCAGAUGAAUUUCAGAAAAGAGUGGGCAGGGUGAUGAUUGAAGCAGUUGAAAACCAUAUGCCUGAGGUUGUUAUUGUAGAUGAGAUCGGAACUGAAGCAGAAGCACAAGCUUGUCGAUCAAUUGCAGAAAGGGGUGUUAUGCUUAUUGGCACUGCCCAUGGAGAACGACUUGCAAACAUCAUUAAGAACCCAACCUUAUCUGACUUGAUUGGUGGUGUAGAAACUGUUACUCUUGGAGAUGAUGAGGCUCGUGCUCGACGAAGUCAGAAAAGUAUUCUGGAGAGGAAAGCUCCUCCAACAUUCCCUUUCCUUAUUGAGAUGAGGGAGCGACAUUACUGGGUAACACAUCGGACAGAAAGGAGCGUGGAUAUGCUACUGCAUGGCAAGAAGCCACUGGUUGAGGUCAGGAGAAGGGAUAAUGAGUUUCAGGUUGUAACUGAAAGAUGGGCAACAUAUGAUGGCGAUGGACUCUGA
This is a messenger RNA of Miscanthus lutarioriparius, 2379 nucleotides long. The record is from the annotation of a GenBank genome assembly. NCBI's taxonomy places the organism in Eukaryota, Viridiplantae, Streptophyta, Magnoliopsida, Poales, Poaceae.